AUGAAGCUCGCAGUUGCUGUAUUGUCAUCGAUCCUGCUUGUUUGUUCAGUCACUACUGCCAAUCCAGUCAAUCCCAGUGCAACUACAGAUACUGGAGCUAGCACUUCAACCUUCAUUCCCAGUACAAAAGGUAUAGGCUUGGGUGCUCUUGAUGAUGCACUUCCAGAUAACGUCAAGCAUUUACUCGACAAAUACGCAGAGAUAGAGAAUGAUCGUAAUCAGCAAAAAAAAAAAUAUUGGCUGUUAAAAUAUCGAUAUGAGGGUCAACAUGACGUGGUAGUGGGCUGCAAAAAAUAUCUUAAAACUCUGGGAUAUAAAUCUCAAAACAAUGACGAUCCAAAACAUGGUGAAUUUCAAAAGGCUAAGCUUGAUUAUGAAUACCAACUAUCUAAACUUGACGAACUUCUAAAAAGUCUUGAUGAGUGCGAGUCCGAAUUUGGUCGUCUUGCAGAAAAAAAGUGGGAAAUCGAUAAACAGAUUGUGGGUCUCGUUUUUGGAACCCCUCUGGACUUUGAAUCAGUUCUUCACCAAGCUUCGCUUAUCAAAAAAACGCCUUCCGUUAAAAAAUACCUUAAACUAAAAUCAUUUAAAUACAAGAUUUUUGGUAAAAAAUCUGGUGGUCGACGAAAACACAAAGAUUUGGAAUCAUCGGACGAAAAACCGGAUGAGGAAUCUGGAUCUAAAUCCAAUAAGAAGAGUACUUCCAAAAAACGGAGAGCUUCCUCCAAGUUUAUGGGUAGAUUGGGAUCACUCUUUCAGCGACCCAAACGUGAGGAUCGCGAACCAUUGAUUUGA
Batrachochytrium dendrobatidis JAM81 is the source of this 795-nucleotide messenger RNA. RefSeq lists its product as uncharacterized. The transcript has a single exon. Lineage: Eukaryota; Fungi; Chytridiomycota; Chytridiomycetes; Rhizophydiales. The record is from RefSeq and is a predicted model, not a curated record. The coding region runs from base 1 to 795 and encodes 264 amino acids.